AUGAGCCCAAAGAGGACCUUCACAUGGACUGUUGAUCACGACCAGGCCUUCAGCAACGUAAAGAAAGCCCUAUCCAGUCCCCCAGUCCUCGCUACGUUCGACCCGGCCCUACCCACCGUCCUGCAGAUAGACGCCUCUCGCCUCUUCGGGGUGGGAUACAUCCUCCUGCAAGAUCACGGCGGUGGAAAGUUCCGGCUCGUGCAGUGUGGUUCGCGCUUCCUCACAGACGCCGAGACGCGCUAUGCCACCAUCGAGCUUGAACUAGUGGCUGUGAGGCUGAAGGAGAUCUCAGCGUUUGUCUUCACUGCAGUAUGGCGUGCCGGGAAGGACCUCUGCAUCCCUGAUGCCCUUUCCCAUGCCCCAGUAAGCUAUCCAACUCCAGAAGACAGCCUGCUAGACACCGAGACCCACCAAUCCAUAAGACGACUGGUCACGCAACCUGCCACGGACUCCCUUGCUAAUCCUCACCAGAAUGACGACAUGGUCCUGGAAGAGCUACAGACAGCAGCGCGUGCCGACCCCUCCUACGUACAGCUCGUGGAAAAUGUGAAGAAGGGAUUCCCCAACGACCGCUACACUCUUCACAAUGCACUACGCCCGUACUGGAAAAUACGAGACGAACUCUAUUGCGAUGGAGAUAUUGUCCUGCACGGUGCACGGGUGGUUGUCCCUGCUGUUCUACGACGACGCACCCUGGCCCGCCUACAUGACAGCCAUCGUGGGGCAGAGGCCACGAAGCGUCGGGCACGACAGGCUGUCUACUGGCCUGGGAUCGACGCUGACAUCGUCAACACGACACGACAUCUACUGCCACCAUACGUCACUUCCGGCACCUCUUCAGAGACCUGGGAGUACCAGUACGCCUCCGCACGGAUGGAGGACCCCAGUUCACCAGUCGAGAGCUCGCCGUCUUCUUAG
Messenger RNA from Portunus trituberculatus (swimming crab), 918 nucleotides. RefSeq lists its product as uncharacterized. NCBI's taxonomy places the organism in Eukaryota, Metazoa, Arthropoda, Malacostraca, Decapoda, Portunidae. The coding region runs from base 1 to 918 and encodes 305 amino acids. The transcript has 3 exons. The record is from RefSeq and is a predicted model, not a curated record.